Messenger RNA from Cololabis saira (Pacific saury), 861 nucleotides. RefSeq names its product cytochrome P450 2K1-like. Gene Ontology annotation, biological process: xenobiotic metabolic process. NCBI's taxonomy places the organism in Eukaryota, Metazoa, Chordata, Actinopteri, Beloniformes, Belonidae. The annotation marks the transcript as partial. The record is from RefSeq and is a predicted model, not a curated record. The transcript has 6 exons. Gene Ontology annotation, cellular component: intracellular membrane-bounded organelle; cytoplasm. Gene Ontology annotation, molecular function: oxidoreductase activity, acting on paired donors, with incorporation or reduction of molecular oxygen, reduced flavin or flavoprotein as one donor, and incorporation of one atom of oxygen; iron ion binding; heme binding.
GUCAUUGCCCACGUGAGCGUUGAACUUUACAACUUGUUUCCCAGGCUGUUCAGAUGGAUAAAAGCCCGACAGGUGGUAUUAAAAAAUGUGGAGAAUACUGUAAAAGAUGUGAAGGAUUUAAUCCAGUCUCUGAAGGAGAUGCUGAACCGUCAGCUGUACAGAGGACUCGUGGACUGUUUUCUAAUUCAGAAGCAAAGACAAGAGGAUUCUUGUACUGUGAACACUCACUUCAACGAGGAAAACUUGAUAUUCACAGUCGCCAACUUGUUUUCUGCUGGCACCAACACCACAGCUACGACGUUGAGAUGGGGCUUGCUGCUGAUGGCCAAAUAUCCACAUAUUCAAGACAAAGUUCAGGAGGAGCUGGCCAGGGUGAUCGGAGGACGUAAAGUGCGGGUAGAUGACCGGAGGAACUUGCCAUUCACUGAUGCUGUCAUCCAUGAGACACAGAGACUAGCGAACAUCGUCCCCAUGUCUCUUCUGCAUAAAACCAGCCGGGAUGUUGCUUUCCACGGGCACUUUAUCAAAGAGGGAACAACUGUGCUUCCUCUUCUUAGUUCUGUCCUGUACGAUGAGAGUGAAUGGGAGACCCCUCACGUGUUCAACCCUUCCCACUUCCUUGACAAGCAGGGUCCAUUUAUCAGGAGAGAUGCCAUCCUAGCCUUUUCCGCAGGACGGAGGGUGUGUCUCGGAGAGAGUCUGGCUAAGAUGGAGCUCUUCCUCUUCUUCACCUCCCUCCUCCAGCAUUUUCGUUUCACUCCACCGCCAGGAGUUUCAGAAGAUGAACUUGAUCUGACACCAGCUGUGGGGCUCACCAUCCCUCCUUCACCUCAUGAUCUGUGUGCUGUCAGUCUGCAGUGA